Myiozetetes cayanensis is the source of this 3413-nucleotide messenger RNA. RefSeq names its product C-C chemokine receptor type 5-like. Gene Ontology annotation, cellular component: cytoplasm; membrane. Gene Ontology annotation, molecular function: C-C chemokine receptor activity. Gene Ontology annotation, biological process: inflammatory response; chemotaxis; positive regulation of monocyte chemotaxis. NCBI's taxonomy places the organism in Eukaryota, Metazoa, Chordata, Aves, Passeriformes, Tyrannidae. The transcript has 4 exons. The record is from RefSeq and is a predicted model, not a curated record. The coding region runs from base 321 to 1391 and encodes 356 amino acids.
GAAGACACAGUCAGACAAAACCAGCUUGAUAAAUCAAUUUGUGAUCACAGUUGGAACAAGGGACCCAAACUGACCAAAAGGAUCACAGCAAAAAAUAAGGGGAAGUUUUUCCAAAGUAGGCAUUGCUCAGAGACUGGCUGGCCAUCCAUCUGCUUGGCUGUGCAUGAUUUUCAUUCCAGAGCGGCCUGAAACCAGCACGCUGCCAUUGCCUACACUUGGCCCAGGCUCUCUAAGGGACACAGUGUUUUUACCAUUUUAACUCAGAUCAAACACUGCUGAGUUUCUGCUCUGCAACAGCCAGGACAGCAGACCAAAACACCAUGGGAAAUGAUACAACAGACUUCACGGAUUUGGCAUAUACAACAGAAUUUGACUAUGGCGAUUCGACGCCUUGUUCUGGAACUGAGGAAAAACACUUUGCAGCAAAACUUUUGCCACCACUUUAUUCUUUAGUGGUGAUAUUUGGCCUGACAGGCAACAUGCUUGUUAUCCUUAUCCUGGUAAAAUACAAGAGGCUGAAGAGUAUGACUGACAUCUACCUGCUCAACUUGGCAAUUUCCGAUCUGCUGUUUGUAUUUUCUCUCCCUUUUUGGGCUUAUUACGCAGUUCACGACUGGAUUUUUGGGGAGGCGCUGUGUCGAAUUCUCUCAGGUGUUUACCUGCUUGGCUUCUACAGUGGCAUCUUUUUCAUAAUCCUGUUGACCCUGGACAGGUACCUGGCCAUAGUGCACGCAGUGUUUGCUUUAAAGGCCAGGACAGUUACCUAUGGCAUCCUCACCAGCACCAUCACUUGGGCUGUUGCUGUUUCAGCUUCUGUUCCUGGCAUGGUCUUUCAAAAAACUCAGAAGGAAGGUUUACAUUAUACUUGCAGUGCUCAUUAUCCAAGUGAUUCCACAAUAAAUUGGAAGUACUCCUUUAUUUUAAAGAUGAACAUUCUGGGACUUAUUGUUCCAAUGCUCAUUAUGAUCUUCAGUUACUCACAAAUACUUAAAAUGUUAUUGAGAUCUAAGAAUGAGAAAAAACAGAAGGCAGUCAGACUUAUUUUUGUCAUCAUGAUCUUUUACUUCAUCUUCUGGACACCAUUUCAUAUUUCUUCUUUUUUGCAUACAUUUCAAGGUUCACUUUUCACUCCAAGUUGUGAUAUCAAAGGCCAACUGGAGAAGGCAAUCCAAGUGACAGAGACAAUAUCAAUGAUCCACUGCUGUAUCAAUCCUGUGAUCUAUGCGUUUGUUGGAGAAAAAUUUAGGAAAUAUCUUCUUACCUUUUUCCGAAAGCAUGUUGCAGCUCACCUUUGCAAAAAGUGUCCAAGUCUUUAUCAUGAAAAAUUAGAAAGAGCCAGUUCCACGUUCACAGCAUCCACUGCAGAGCAUGACAUCUCUACUGGACUGUAAAAUUGCAUCAGAACAUUACUUAGUUAAUGUUGCACCACUUGUUUUGCCCUAACGACUGCCUGACAUUAUUUAAGAUCUUUAUGUCAACCACUACUGAAAACUGUAUGACCCUCAAUUCUUGUGGUUAACUGUUCCCUGGGAUUACAGCAUUUUCUUUUGCUAAACUAAGAGAAUCAAUGAACCCUCCAGGAAAUAUUAAUAGCAUAGCUGUAGCACAUCAAGAUUUAAAUGGGACCCAGAAUAGUAGGCUCCUGUUUCUUUACAAAAAUUCUAUGCAGUGAGAUUUAUCAAUAUUGAAAAGAGUAAGGAGUAAUAGGUCAUCUCAUAAGAUCCACUUCUGUUACGUUAACAUUGUAAGAUAAACACUUGGAGGAAGCUUUGGGAAUUGAUCUAGCUGUUCAGUAUUCAACAUUAGUGAAGUACCUUUUGAAACUGUCUGUAUUCUUUCUGCUACAUGAUCAGCCAUUUGAUAAGGAGAGGCUUUUGGUUUUCUUCGUUUUCCCCUCCUACCCCUCAUUUUCCCCAUGUGAAUAAAAGGUGUUUAACUAAAAAGGAAUUCAAGGAUUAAUAUGAGUUAUAUAUCAAGACAAUAUCUCUCCUGUGAUGGGAGAGUUGACUGACCUCUAUCUUACUGGGACCAUUUAACCCAAGGGUUUAUCAAUUAGGUAAUAUUGUAGUCAUUUUUGAACAUGGUUAAGUUAUAGUAUUUUGAUUUUAGUUUUUUAAUUUUAUGUCUACCCUAUCACUGUUCUGUUACUGACAUUUUCCAAGAUCUGCAAGGCCAGAAUGAAAAUUAACUCAGCAUUUGCUAUGCAAGAUUCUGUAUGAACAAAAUAUCAUGGAAAUCUGAAGGAUUUUGUGGAGACUAUGAGCACAGUACUGAGAGGAGGCUUUCCUAGUUCUGGACAGAUAAAUCAUGUGUGUGGAAAAGUUUAUGCGGCUACACGCGACACAAGUGUGUCAGGUUAAGCUUCUGUAUGAGAGAAACAUGCUCUUCAGGCACACAGUAAGUCUGAUGUUUGGGAUACACUUCCAGGAAGACAGUAGCCUCGGAACUGCAAAAAUAGCCAACUCCAGAGGAGUCAUACUUGUUCUGUCUUCCCAGGAGAUUGAAGACUCGAGACCUUUAUGCUGUGUGUUGUCCUAUGGCCAUACACUUAUUCCAUUAUUAGGAGUUUCCCUGUAAAAGAAAGUGGUAUUCUAGGGAUGUGGUGCUAACAACUAAGAGGAAGGAGGGGCAUAGCACAGAGUUUCUUACUUCAAACUGUACGGAAGUGCAGGUGAGCACUCCUUAUGCAAGUGAGCUCUCCUUCCCUGUUUCUCCCCAUUUAUUUCAAAGGGCACUGCUCGUGCAUGUAAGGACUAGUUUAUGGAAAUCUGAAGGGCAGGUUCAACCAACCUCCAGCAAGGUAAGGGCACCAGAGGGGAUUCCACACUACUUAACAUCAGGCAUCUGAUGCAGAUAUCUAAAUUACAGCACAUCUCUUCAAGUUGCCAGUAGAGAAUAAGAAGUGCCCAGGGCAGAAGUAGACAUAGGAUUUAAAUAGUCUCAAGGGAAGAUUACCUGUCCAGUUGUAGAAGGACCUGGAAAUGUCAGCCUCUUAAUUUAGGUAUCACCUAAAUUAAUGCCUAAAUUAAGGUAUAGAUUAUGCCUUAAUCUAUGUGGUGCAAAUACUCUUCCCCCUCUAGCCUUAUAAUGCCUAGGCAUGUUUCUAUUAGUUGUUAUGUAGCUGUUAUCUUAUUAGCUGUUAUUACCUGGCCACUACCUUAUGUGGUUUAUAGCCACAGAUGGACUAAACAAAAGACCAAAAUCUAUCCUCACAGUAAACUUCCUUGCUUGGAAAUAAUAUUUUUCUCUUAUUUUGUACUUCUUACUGAAACAAAGUGAAAGCACCUUUUUAAUAUUAAAGAAUAAAUUAGUUUAGUGCGAUACAAACCUUGCUGUAACUGUGAUAUUACUACUGCUGUGUUCUAUUUUAAAUCCUUAUCUUUUUGGAAUUAAGUUACUUCCUGUUUCCAUGU